This is a messenger RNA of Alternaria burnsii, 1308 nucleotides long. RefSeq lists its product as uncharacterized. The transcript has 3 exons. Bases 1 to 1308 code for a protein of 435 amino acids. The record is from RefSeq and is a predicted model, not a curated record. NCBI's taxonomy places the organism in Eukaryota, Fungi, Ascomycota, Dothideomycetes, Pleosporales, Pleosporaceae. Gene Ontology annotation, molecular function: proteasome binding. Gene Ontology annotation, biological process: proteasome assembly.
AUGGCACCUGCCGUGGUGCACCUAUACAAUUCGGUGGCCAAGAACGCGAGAGCGUUCAAGGCCGCCUGGAAACAUGCUGCGAAACUCGUACAGAAACGACUACCAGAAUCCGCACAACCUACAGAUGCGGUACUACAACCCAUCCUCGCUCGAAAUGCUCCAAAGCACCCUCUCCACCGUAUUGCCUACCUCAAGCAAAGCAAGGGCCGCUGGUACACCACCCAUAGCCAGAUCAGCGCUGCUGUUCGACGCUUCACCACGUCUGCUGCUCGCAACUCAGGCGUGAAGUACGACAAGGCCUCCUUCCCCAAGUCACGUAUCGGAGGCAUAGUUACCGCCCAGGCCGGCCGCGCACCUUUUGCGUCGACCCUUCGCCCCAACCUCACCGGAGGCACGCUUGGGCGAACAGCAGGAGGCUACGGAUGGGGCUCCGGGAGGGCCGGAGGCGCAAGGUACUUUUCGCAUGGCCCUGCAUCUCCAGCCCAGGUUAUCAACAACGUGUCUCAGGCCGUCAGAGCGUUCCUCGUUGGUGGACAAAAGGCCCAAUUCGAUGGCGUCAACCCACACAACGGCGAGAAGCGCUUCAAGACUGUAUCGGCGCUGCAGGAUCAGGUCAACCGCACGCUGAACAAGGUUCCUAAGGCCACACCUGGAUCCUACAUCAGCUUCAACGUUAACCCCACCGUCACCGCUCUUACUCCCCUGAAGGCUGUCAAGGGCUUCACCUCGUUCGCACAAGAGAAGGAGACACUGAACAGCGAGGGCCUCCUCGAUGUUCUAUCCGUCGACUUUUCAAGGUCCGUCAAGGAGCUUGCAGCCGUUCUCAAAGAUCUGCAACGAUUAGCGGCAUUAGGCGACCUUCCGAUAUCAUACGAGAGCUCGGUGCUCAAAGUUCACUUCCCAGGCUGCGAUGCGCAAACCGUCGAGACGAUAUGUAACGAUUUUGAAGUCUCACGUGGCUCAGUAUACCAAGACGAGGACUUUGACUCUUUCGUCGGCACCGAUAUCGCGCUUCUCUUUCCAUUUGCACCCAGUCAGACACCGUCUGAAUGUUCCUUCUAUGAGAAACCCGUUGCUGAGCGUCAACAUGUGCAGCCUAACAUUGACUGGACACACAUGCUCUCGGCAUCACCCGCUGCUUCAGAAGGCUUCUCGACGCAUUCUGAACAAAGUUACGAACAGAUCGACGACUUUGCAACCGAGGAGCCUAAUCCUUGGUUAUCUGACUAUGAAAGCCUGCACACCAGUGAGGCUGACGAAAUGGACAUGCAUGCGCCGUUGGAAUACCAAAGUUCUGAUGGGCGUUGA